UGUACACUGACAAUAGCGUCACAGCUUGUCUGAUCAAUGAUCUGAUUUUUUCCAAUUUCUCCCUCUGUCUUUUAUCUCGCCACUGGAAUCGAUGUCAACAAAAAUGCAGGCUCAUUUGUCUUUACAGACCCAACUCGCUUCCAUAAUGGACGUGCUUGCUAGAGCGGCCGUUGUCGAGAUCAGUCAACUCUUUUCCGAGAGCUCGGCUGAUUUACACUUGGAGAUUUCUCGCAGCUACAAAGACAACGAAGCGCUGAAGAUGAAGAUGAAAGGGAUGAAGAGCGAGCUUUUUUCCCUGCGGCUACAACGGGCGAGUACACCGCGGGGCAGUCGUUUUUCUUUUGGCAGAACUUUGUGCAAGCCUCGGGCAAAACUCACAGAUAAGACACCUGAGCGCCACGCGGCUGUUAACAACAGGGAUGACGCUUCUAUUACUACAAUAGGGGAAGAGGAGAGUCCAUCCACAGUCAAAAAAGAGUGUGCAGUUGUGGAGAGUCCAGAUGUCAUCUUGAUAAAGGAGGAGGAGGGAGCUGAGGAUGACUUUGGAGGAUGUUGGCCAGAUGCAGGUCAAGACAAUAUUGAUGGUGAGACUAUUACUAUGGCGACUCCACAGCUGGAACAUGCCAGCCAGAGACUAGGUCACGAUGAAGGGCCUUACAGCAUGAGCGCUCAUAGUCGAGGUGAAGGAGCUCUGUGCAGCGUGAGCAGUACUGAGAACUACCCUUUCUUCAGAACCCCAGAACAGCCCCAGAGAUUGCCCUCACACUCUGGUCUGCUGCCGGACCACACAAUCAGCCAUCAGAUACAGCUGAACACUCAUUCUAUUGGGGGACCACUGCCAGGCAGCCCUCCAAUGAGGGGGGUGCAAAGUGACAGAGGGGGUCAGCCGACAGGGGAUGCAGGAGGACGGGGUCUGAAAAUUGUUGAGGUAGCUUCCCUAGAAAACACCCCAAAGACCCCAACAACAACCUUGGCAACAGGCGGUGCGACUGUGAGGCGCCCUGGUCUUGUAAACCAGUUCCAGCGGCACCACGUACCCCACGGUACCAAGCCGUUGCUCUGUAGCGACUGUGGGAAGCGCUUCUCUCGCCGGCUUGACUUGAUCCGCCACCGGGCGGUCCACACAGGAGAGACGCCUGUCAUAUGCAACCUGUGCGGGAACUCGUUUGUCAACAAGACAACUCUGAGGGUCCAUAUGCGCAUCCACACAGGGGAGAAACCGUACAUGUGUUCCCUGUGUGGGAAGGGCUUCACCCAGAAAGGCAGUCUGACCAUCCACCUGAGGACCCACUCUGGGGAGAAACCCUACAGCUGCUCCCACUGUGGUGCCUCGUUCAACAACCACAGCAACCUGCGCAGACACAUGGUCACACACCUAGAGCAGGCAGGGACGCUGACACUCUGACACAUACACACUACCUCCCCGGUGGAGGUUUAGGUUCUUUCUUUCUUCAGCUCUCUCAUUCUCUCUCUGACUGUCUUCCUCUUGAUGUCUCACUUAGCCCCAGACUCUUCUCUCCCUGUCUCCCAUCUUCUUCUCCCUUUCUCUGGUCCACUGUUGUCCGCCUCCUCUCUGUUGUUUAUGUCUCUGAUCUAGAUGCACAUACUACUUAAAGGGGCAAUCAGCUGUUGAAACAAUAACAAAGCGUCCUCCCCACCCUUGUUUCAUGAAAAAGCUGAGGGAUGGGGCUGGAGAAAUGGAACCACUCUAAAAUCCAUAGCUAUGACUGACCAUGCAUCAAAUCAAAAUUUGACCAUGUUUUGAGGAUGUAUAGUGUUAGUUUACAUUUACUUUGUUUACAAACAUUGGAGUAAAACAAGCUUGUAUUUUGCGUGUCUUAUGGGGUGGACAGUUAAACUAAGCUCAUGGGGCAUUUGUAAGUUAUAUACUUAAAGAAUCAAUGGGUACAUAUCAUUCAUUUAUAAGUAAAACAUGUAUGUAGCAACUGCAGAUAUCCCCUUGAAAGUUACUGUAUGAAUAUUUUCAGUAAGUUUCCUACUCUGGCCCAAACGAAUAAACAGUGUUUUGAUAUGAAGGAAUGAAUGAACAAAUGUUUUUUUUUUUUCUAACUCACUGGCUGCACCAUAGUUAUUUUCCCCCUCGAGUGCG
Molecule: messenger RNA, 2110 nt
Organism: Oncorhynchus tshawytscha (Chinook salmon)
Lineage: Eukaryota; Metazoa; Chordata; Actinopteri; Salmoniformes; Salmonidae
Product: zinc finger protein 135
Exons: 4
Coding region: 92-1405 (437 amino acids)
Biological process (GO): regulation of transcription by RNA polymerase II
Cellular component (GO): nucleus
Molecular function (GO): RNA polymerase II cis-regulatory region sequence-specific DNA binding; DNA-binding transcription factor activity, RNA polymerase II-specific
Source: RefSeq, a predicted model, not a curated record